Molecule: messenger RNA, 2351 nt
Organism: Talaromyces proteolyticus
Lineage: Eukaryota; Fungi; Ascomycota; Eurotiomycetes; Eurotiales; Trichocomaceae
Product: fungal-specific transcription factor domain-containing protein
Exons: 7
Coding region: 190-2268 (692 amino acids)
Biological process (GO): DNA-templated transcription; regulation of DNA-templated transcription
Molecular function (GO): zinc ion binding; DNA binding; DNA-binding transcription factor activity, RNA polymerase II-specific
Source: RefSeq, a predicted model, not a curated record
CAAUUGAAAGAUACAGGGAAACUAUCGAGAAAUACGCUAUACCAUCCCUGGACUAGUGGGAAACCCGCUUAUAGCCGAAUUACCGAAGACUGGGGAAGGAGUCGACAGUAUUCCCUAACUGUACAUCUCUUGAUAGCCUUUGCUAGCCCCCGGCAAUAUAUGAUUUCAUUCAGUAAAUCCACCAAAUGAAUGAUGCGAAGCCGUGAAACUACGCAGCAGACACCGCCGGCGAGGCAGAGAGCUAAGCGGGCAUGCACAGAAUGCAACACACGCCGAGUACGCUGUGAUGUCGUCUUGCAAGGACAGCCUUGCUCAAAUUGCCAGGCCAGUGGAGGAAAAUGUGAAGUCGUACCAUCAAAAAGGGGGCGUUACCCGCGCAAGUCUCGAGAGCAUCGUGCGUCUACGGGGAUAGAAAAUCCUGCAUCCCCGAGACGUGCUGGACAUAUUGUUACUACUGUGCCAUCAGGGGCGGCUUCGCAACUUCCAACGCCUAAUACUGGCGGAAGCCACAAUUUAGACCCAGACACUACAACUGACCACUAUGCUCCAGCUUCUGAAGAAGGCAAUACCUUCUUCUUCGGGGAAUCAAACCUUCUCACUUAUGUAACAGGAGCACAUACCGGGGACGGACCAACCAGUAAUACAGGAGGUAUUCAAAAACAAAGACUGUCCUAUCCCUGGUCAGCUGACCGUGCGGUCCAUAUGGAGAACACAGCAGGUGGUCAUGUUGAAUCAGAUCGGGAAAAGUUCCUGCGACAGCAAGGUGCACUGACUUGCCCGGACCCUGUCGCCUGCUUGCCUGCUAUUCGGGCGUAUUUUACUUGGUUCCAUCCAUGCUUUCCCAUCUUGGACCGGGUUGACAUAUAUCGCCGACUACAUUCGAUGAACAUUUCGCCACUACUGCUACAGGCCUUGCUGUUCAUCGGCACAAACUAUUGUGAUGAAAAAUCUAUGGUGCCAAUGGGAUUUAAAGAUCGUUCUGAGGCAAAGUAUCUAUUAUACAAUAGGGCAAAACUACUUUAUGAAGCAGACUGGGAACAAGACCAUAUUACAACAUUGCAGGCUUUAUUUCUAAUGAGCUUUUGGAGAGGAAGUCGAAGCAGUGCUCGGGACGUUCGGUACUGGCUAGGAGUAGCGAUAACUCAUGCACAGCUUUGUGGUUUACAUAGAUCAACACGUUUCACGACUAGAGACAGCGAAACUGCCAGACUACGCCGGAGAAUUUGGUGGGCUAUAUAUGUCCGUGAAUUACAGUCAUCCUCUUCUCUGGGCUUACCGCGACGCAUUCGAGAUGAGGAUUGCGACAUCGAAACACUCACACCUGCAGAUUUAGAAGAAGAACAUGACGAGUCUGUCGCAGCCUCUUUUGGAAGGUGUGAGCCAGAACAUGUGGUUUAUGUUAUGAAGAUGACGCACAUGGCUCGAUUGCUUGGAAGGGUUGUUGACAUUCAGUUCGCUCCAGGAAGCCAAUACAAAGCCACGGUUGAAGAACUAGAGACAGUGAAACAGGAUCUGGAGGAAUGGAAAGGUACUUUACCGGACAACAUGCAAAGGGGAGUUGGAGAAGGAAAUUCCUCUGUCUGGUCCAGUUUGCUUAACUUAGCCUACAACCACUUACGAAUUUUAAUUCAUCGAAAUGGCUUUUUACGCAACCCCAGAGGCCAAGACGAUCGCGAUAAGCAAGCUGCUACCGCAGCGGCGAAUCAAAUCAGCAGAAUUGCAGAAGACAUGCUUUCGCAACAGACCAUUCAAUAUGGCCAAAUGCACCUUAUAACGGGCUUGUUCGCGGCUCUUUGUAUACACGUUAUCAACAUCCGAACCACAGACGGGGUAAAUAAGCGAUUAGCAGAAAAUCGCGCUCAGAUAUGCCUACUUGGCCUACACGAGAUUCAAAAAUACUGGCGUAUUAACAAUCUAGUUCUUGACUUUUUCUUCCAGUAUCUCGACGAGUCCACUGCCAGAAUUUUGCUUGCUGCAGAUGCGGACCGUCAUGAUUUCGGAAAGUCUUCGUCUGAUCGACCUCCAACAGUACUUGCAGGAUGUGACGGAUCGACCAUCCCACAAAAUGCCUUGCCUUCUAUACCACAACGAACCUCGACGCCUUUGGCUUCAAUUGCAGACCCAUCUGGUCCUCCUGAGGAUCAAUAUUGGAAUUUUGUCCGAAUGAAUUGUGAUGGUGAUGAAAAUAAUAUAGAUAAUGGUGACCUUGGAUUCCUCUGGGAUGCGCAACUCUAUGCAAAUCUGGAUUUCCUGGAAAAAUGCCUGUAAUAUCUGUUUUACCGCUAUGUGCAUAUGAGUGUUAAACGUAUCAUUAUUUAUGAACAUAUUUUCUCCGAUGAUUAGUAUCUUGU